GCGGCGGCGGCGGCGGCGGCGCGACCCCGGCCGGGAGCGAGCGGGCAGAGGCCCGCGCGGAGCGGCUGCCGGACGCCUCGGGUGCCGGGGCGGGCGGACCAUGGACCGUGCGGCGGGCGCCGUCCUCGGGAUGCUCUUUCUUUUGUCUGCUCGGCCGUGGAGCACGGCGGUGGCAGGGAGCCCUUAUAGCUGUGACGCCCCGCUGGCAUCCACCUUGCCUCGAGCGUCCUUCAGCAGCUCCUCGGAGCUGUCCAGCAGCCACGGCCCUGGGUUUGCAAGUCUUAAUCGCAGAGAUGGGGCUGGUGGCUGGUCUCCACGCGUGUCAGAUAAAUACCAGUGGCUGCAGAUCGACCUCGGAGAGAGAAUGGAGGUCACGGCUGUGGCCACCCAGGGAGGAUACGGGAGCUCCGACUGGGUGACCAGCUACGUCCUUAUGUUCAGUGAUGGCGGGAGGAACUGGAAGCUGUAUCUGCGAGAAGAAAGCCUGUCGGGUUUUCCAGGAAACACAAACGCAGACAGCGUGGUACAUUACAGACUCGAGCCUCCCUUCGAAGCCAGGUUCCUGCGCUUCCUCCCCGUAGCCUGGAACCCUAAGGGCAGGAUUGGGAUGCGGAUAGAAGUGUACGGAUGUGCAUACAGAUCUGAGGUGGUUAAUUUUGAUGGAAAGAGCUCCUUGAUAUACACAUUGAAUCAGAAGUCCGUGAGUCCAACAAAAGAUGUCAUUUCUUUGAAAUUUAAGACCAGGCAGACCAAUGGGAUUCUACUCCACCGAGAAGGACAAAAUGGCAAACACGUCACCCUGGAGUUAGUUAAAGGAAGACUCAUCUUAUCCCUUAAUUCAGGCCAUGCUAACCUGCCGUCCCCUGACGCCCGUGUGACCCUCACCCUGGGCAGCCUGCUGGACGACCAGCACUGGCAUUCUGUCCUCUUGGAGCUCCUGAACGCACACGUCAACUUCACCGUGGACAGGCACACGCAGCAUUUCCAGGCAAAGGGCGGGUCCCGCUAUUUGGAUCUUGAUGAUGAGAUCAGCUUCGGAGGGAUUCCCGGACACAGAAAAUCAGUGGUGUUCCCACAUAAAAACUUUCACGGCUGCUUCGAAAACCUCUAUUAUAAUGGAGUGGAUAUCAUUGAUUUGUCCAAGAAACGCAAACCGCAGACCCUCGUCGUGGGAAAUGUGUCUUACUCGUGCUCACACCUUCAGAUUGUCCCUGUGACUUUUCUGAGUUCCAGCAGCUACUUGGCUCUCCCGGGUGCCUCUGGAGAGGACAAAGUGUCAGUCGCUUUCCAGUUUCGGACGUGGAACAGAGCAGGGCUGUUGCUGACCAGUCAGUUAAAACACGGGUCGGGGGCUCUUGUCCUUGUUCUAAAUGAUGGAAAACUCAAGCUGAGUCUCUCCCAGCCCGGACAUCCAUCGAGGGAUAUCACAGCAGGUGCUGGAUUAAGUGACGGGCAGUGGCAUUCGGUGUCCUUAUCAUUGAAAGGAAGUCACCUGAGUGUGAUGGUGGAUGGCGAGGCGGCCUCCGUGGCUCAUUCCUUGCGUGGACGGAUUGAUUCCGGGGACACCUAUUAUUUGGGCGGCUGUCCUGACAGCGUCUCUGGCUCUGGAUGUGGAGGUCCCCUGGGCGGCUUUCAGGGCUGCCUGAGGCUCAUCUCCAUUGGCGACAAGGCGGUGGAUCCCAUCACAGUGCAGCAGGGGGCGCUGGGGAGUUUCCGUGACCUCCAGAUAGACACCUGCGGCCUCACAGACAGGUGUUUGCCCAGCUAUUGUGAACACGGGGGCGAAUGUUCCCAGUCCUGGGACACCUUCUCCUGUGACUGUGCGCACACUGGCUACCUGGGCGCAACCUGCCAUUCCCCGUUGUACGAGCAGUCCUGUGAAGCCCACAAGCACAGAGGAGACUCUUCAGGGCUCUACUAUAUCGAUUCCGAUGGAAGUGGCCCUCUGGAACCUGCUCUCGUAUAUUGCAACAUGACAGACACCACUGGGACCUCAGUGCAGCACAAUGGCUCGCAUCUGGCCAGGGUCAAAAGCUCGGAUGGAGAAAGCCCCCACCCUGUGGCUUUCAAGUACACAGCCAGCAUGGACCAGCUCCAAGCCAUAAUCGACCGUGCGGACCAUUGCCAACAGGAGCUGGCCUUCCACUGCAAGAAGUCAAGGCUUUCGGCUCGCCACGAUGGAACCCCAGUGAGCUGGUGGGUUGGAAGAACCAAUGAAACACACACUUACUGGGGAGGUUCUCUGCCUGAUGCUCAAAAAUGUGCUUGUGGAUUACAGGGGAACUGCCUUGAUUCUCAAUAUUACUGCAACUGUGAUGCUGACCGGAAUGAAUGGACCAGCGACACAGUAGUCCUUUCCCAUAAGGAGCACCUGCCGGUCAUUCAGGUUGUGAUGAGAGACACAGGCCGACCACAUUCGGAAGCCGCGUAUGCGCUGGGGCCUCUGCUCUGCUGGGGGGACAAUUCAUUUUGGAACUCAGCUUCCUUCAACACGGAGACUUCAUACCUUCAUUUCCCUACGUUCCGCGGAGAGUUCAGUGCUGAUGUGUCUUUCUUUUUUAAGACAACAGCUCCUUCUGGGGUGUUUGUAGAGAACCUGGGGAUCACAGACUUCAUCAGGCUAGAGCUACAUGCUCCCUCGGAAGUGACCUUUUCCUUUGAUGUGGGGAACGGACGUUGCGAGGUCACGGUGCGGUCGCCCACCCCCUUUAAUGACAACCAGUGGCACCACGUGAGGGCAGAGAGGAAUGUGAAGGAAGCGUCGCUUCAGGUGGACCAGCUCCCCAGCGAGACCCAAGCUGCACCUGCCAACGGGCACGCGCGGUUGCAGCUCAACAGCCAGCUCUUCGUGGGCGGGACGGCCACCAGACAGAGAGGCUUCCUGGGGUGCAUUCGGUCGCUGCGGCUGAACGGGCUGGCCCUGGACCUGGAAGAAAGAGCGACGAUGACGCCGGGCGUGGAGCCAGGGUGCCCGGGACACUGCAGCAGCUACGGACACCUGUGUCGCAACGGAGGGAGAUGCAGAGAGAGACACAGGGGCAUCGCUUGUGACUGCACCUUCUCUGCCUACGACGGGCCAUUCUGCGAAAAUGAGAUUUCUGCAUAUUUUGGAAGCGGUUCGUCCGUUAUCUACAACUUUCAAGAACAUCAUAAUCACACCUUUGGUAAGAACUCCAGCUCCUUGGCGGCUUUAUUUCAUGAGGAUCUGACGCUGACCGGAGAAAUGGCCACACUGAGCUUCCGGACCACAGGGGCCCCCAGCUUACUUCUCUACGUGAGCUCCUUCUACGAAGAGUACCUAUCAGUUAUCCUCGCCCCCAAUGGAAGUCUGCAGAUCAGGUAUAAGCUGGACAGAAACCAGGCACCUGACGUUUUUAACUUUGGUUUUAAAAACCUUGCCGAUGGGCAGUUUCACCAAGUGAAGAUUCACAGGGAAGCGGCCGUGGUCUCUGUAGAGGUUAACCAGAAUGCAAGGAGACAAGUUAUCCUGUCAUCGGGGACGGAAUUCAACGCUGUCAAAUCCCUUAUGUUGGGCACAGUUUUAGAGCCCCCCGGCGCGGACCCGGACACGCUGCGGGCCGGCGCGCGCGGCUUCACCGGCUGCCUCUCGGCGGUGCGCUUCGGCCCCGCCGCUCCGCUCAAGGCCGCGCUGCGCCCCGGGGGCCCCGCCCCGGUCACGGUGCGCGGCCACGUGGCCGCCGCGGCCCGCUGCGCGGAGGGGGCGGGGCCCGGAGCCCCGGCGCGGGAGGCCACCCGCCCGCUGGCAGGUGGCGCAGGUGGCUCCGGACCAAGGGACGGGGGACAGCCCUUAGUUACUGCUGACGGAAGUGACUCCGCCGUCAUCGGAGGUGUGAUAGCCGUUGUGAUAUUUAUCUUGCUCUGCAUCACUGCCAUAGCUAUACGCAUUUACCAACAGAGAUGGUUGUACCACAAAAAUGAAUCGAAUAUCCCAAAACACGGAGACCAUGCUGAGACCGCUCUGAGAAGUGAGCUCAAUCUGCAAAGUACAGUCAGUGAAAGCCAGAAGGAGUAUUUCUUCUGAUGGGCAGUAGAGGCUCACUCAUGCAUGGCCCUGGUGACGCGACUUUCGGGCUGAGCCAGGGGCUCCCAGGGGAUGACGCCCCCUCUCGUCCUCUUGGGUCAGACGGUGGCCGUGGGGCGCCGUCAGCUUGCUCGUGUGUGGCCCCAGGAGGCCCUGCUCAGUGCUGCUUCGUGAUCUAUUGAUGUAAAAGUGACUUCGGUGUGCUCAUUAAUCACUGUGUGGCAGUUUCUGACUGUUCUGACCUGAUCUUUGAAAAUUCAAAUGUAUUUUGCAUAAUGACUCUGGGUGUUAAGUGAGGGCAAGGAUUUGAGCUGCGGCUCUACCCGCUUAAGACGGGGACACAGACGUUUAUAAAAGUCAGAGUUGGACUCUGAUGUGCGUUGUGUGGAAGUCUGUAUUUUGCUUCCCUUCUCGAUCACCUGCUGACCCUCGUAAAGCAGGAAGUGUUUCUCAGAUGGUGUUCGAGUGGUUUCCAUCUUCCUGCACACCAGAGCCUGGUGGCCAAAAAUGCAUUCGAGACUUGGAAAAGAACAUUUUUUGGCUGCUUGUUUUUACUAUUCGUCUCUUUUAAGUCCGUUUGCAUACGUUUUAGUGACGAAGUGCAUCUUGAAUGUCAGCUACGAAAUUCUAGUAUUCUGUUCAUUUAUGGAACAGAAAAAUGCAUAGGUAGCAAAGUGUGUAAAGCAUUCUGAUCUGCAAUACUUUGCGAAUUUUACUCUGUAACUGCUCCUUUUAAUCUUUGUAAAUUAUGAUAAAGAUGACCUCAUGAUCUCCCCCAAAACAUCUAUUUUCUAACUAAACCUGUGCCCAGGUAUGAACUCUAUAUUUAACACUGCAAAUGUAUCCUUCACCCAUUUCAUUUAAAUGAAAUAUAAUCUUGAAUUUAUUUCCUUCA
This is a messenger RNA of Leopardus geoffroyi (Geoffroy's cat), 4937 nucleotides long. RefSeq names its product contactin-associated protein-like 3. The transcript is spliced from 24 exons. NCBI's taxonomy places the organism in Eukaryota, Metazoa, Chordata, Mammalia, Carnivora, Felidae. Bases 101 to 4042 code for a protein of 1313 amino acids. The record is from RefSeq and is a predicted model, not a curated record.